GCUCUGACAAUCACAGUGAACAGCUGGAGCACAACGUGUCCGGAGAACCAGACGCCAGAUGCGCUUUUACGCACGAAUAGUUACCUCUGGUUUUUACGCACGGCGAACUUAACUUGCCUCUUUGGCACAGUUGAGGAUUUCUCUACGCGUCUGUGAACAUUGUACGUGUGACCAUGACUCUCUCCACUGAAAUUGAAGCUUCGCAACACGUCGCCCUGCCUCUGGAGAAGGAUGAGAUCGACAUAGUGGGCGAGGAUAAACCCACACACGGGCGUUUCUAUGGAAACGAGUGCUCUACAGACGCCGGCUCCUCAGCAGAAUCGGGUGCUGAAUUCGACUCAUCAGGCGCUGACUCGUCAGGGGAAAGUGAGAACAAUUUCUGCGCAGACGCACAGCCGUCCAGAAAAGUCCAGAGCAGCUCGGUGAAGCCUCCCUACUCCUACAUUGCCCUCAUCACCAUGGCCAUCCUGCAGAGUCCGCAGAAGAAGCUGACUCUGAGCGGCAUCUGUGACUUCAUCAGCGACAAAUUCCCCUAUUACAGAGACAAGUUCCCCGCCUGGCAGAACUCCAUCAGGCACAACCUCUCUCUCAACGACUGCUUCAUCAAGAUCCCAAGGGAGCCUGGGAACCCGGGCAAAGGCAACUACUGGUCUCUGGACCCAGCUUCAGAAGACAUGUUCGACAACGGCAGCUUCCUGCGCCGGAGAAAGCGCUUUAAAAGAAACCAGCCCGAGUUUGGCAAAGACGGACUUGUGUUUUACUCCGGGGUGAACUUCCAUCGGCCUUACGGGCAACCAUAUUGUGUACAGGGCCAGGUUAGCUCCCCACCAACCGCUGCUCUCCGGUACAUGCCCCUGCAGGAGGGGAUCAUGAUACCUCCCUCUAACUAUCACCUUCUGCCUCUGAACAACCAGGGGAAGAGCAGCGGCGCUCAAGAUUUCAGAGCGCAGCUUUGCGCGUCAGAGCCCGUUGUGCCAAAGCCCGUGCCAAAGCCUGGCCCUUUAAAGUGCUCCUUUAGCAUCGACAGCAUCAUCAGCAAACCCUCACCCUUCAGCCCACAGAGCCCAAACCCACACAGCGCUCUGUUCUAUGGUCACCUCGUGUCCGGUUCUGCUGCCGGUUUGAUUCCGACGCUUGUUCAGCCUCCCAGGACUCCAUUCUGCCCGCCGGCCAUGCUCAACACCUCUGCCCUCAUAAACGAGCGCCUCAGACUCUCCUAUUCUCGCUGCUGAAGCCUCUGGCCUUAAGAAACUUGACAGUGUUUGUAUGUUUACACGUUGGGCUAUAGUUCAUUUCUUAAAGAAAUGCUUUACAUUGCAUGAUAUUUAUGUGAGUUGACAUUCAAAGUGAUGUCUGAAAAAGAUUCCAUUGUAAAUAAGAUAAGUGGUAAUAUAUUUGUGCAACACGCUGCAGAGGGAACUCGACCUUUAUGAAUGUUUUUGUUUUGUUUUGUUAUUAAGCUGUGAAAAUAAAUGUCUAAAAAUGA
Solea solea (common sole) is the source of this 1486-nucleotide messenger RNA. RefSeq names its product forkhead box D5 (gene foxd5). Gene Ontology annotation, biological process: cell differentiation; anatomical structure morphogenesis; regulation of transcription by RNA polymerase II. Gene Ontology annotation, molecular function: DNA-binding transcription factor activity, RNA polymerase II-specific; RNA polymerase II cis-regulatory region sequence-specific DNA binding. Bases 174 to 1232 code for a protein of 352 amino acids. The transcript has a single exon. The record is from RefSeq and is a predicted model, not a curated record. Lineage: Eukaryota; Metazoa; Chordata; Actinopteri; Pleuronectiformes; Soleidae.